AUCAAACUUCCGGUUAGGGGAAGAGUAGGGAGCCCUCUUUGUGAGGUAUUUUGCCUUCGUAUGUUUAUUCUCCUCCGACCUCCGUUAUGAAGAUCACCCGGCAGAAGCACGCCAAGAAGAACAUGGGCUUUUACAAGUACAAUUUUGGCUUCCGGGAGCCCUUCCAGGUGCUGCUGGACGGCACUUUUUGCCAGGCUGCGCUGCGCAACAAGAUCCAGAUCCGCGAGCAGUUGCCGGGUUACUUGGCCGGAGCCACGCAGCUCUGCACGACGCGAUGUGUGUUAAAAGAAUUGGAAUGCUUGGGGAAGGAGCUGUAUGGUGCAAAACUAAUUGCACAGAGAUUUCAAGUUCGCAACUGCUCUCAUUUCAAAACACCAGUGAGUGGUUCAGGCUGCCUGUUGUCCAUGGUUGAGGGUGGUAAUCCACACCAUUAUUUCAUAGCUACACAGGACCAGCAUCUGGCAGCAAAAAUAAAGAAAAGGCCUGGAAUUCCUCUCCUGUUUAUUAUUCAGAAUACAAUGGUUCUGGACAAGCCUUCAGCCAAAUCUUUGGCCUCAGUACAAGCAAUGCAAACCAAUCAGCUGAUUCCAGAGUACCAUAAACAGACCAUUGCAUUUCUCAAAGAGGAAAAGGGCCUUGUGAAAACUUCAGAACCCAAAAGAAGGAAGCGGAAAAGGGCUGCUGGGCCUAAUCCUCUAAGCUGUCUGAAGAAAAAGAGAAAAACUGAAGAUACCUUACAUUCUUCGACAUCUAAGAAAAAGGGAAACCGGAAGCUCAGUAAAAAGAAAUCAGACACUAUGACUGGGGCUGUCCAGUCAGGACUACAGGAUCUGAAAGCAUAGCAUUGUUCCAGCAAUUUUAUGUGCAUAACUCUUUAAUGCUGUUGAAAAAUC
Molecule: messenger RNA, 893 nt
Organism: Candoia aspera
Lineage: Eukaryota; Metazoa; Chordata; Lepidosauria; Squamata; Candoiidae
Gene: UTP23
Product: UTP23 small subunit processome component
Exons: 3
Coding region: 87-842 (251 amino acids)
Cellular component (GO): nucleolus; small-subunit processome
Molecular function (GO): small ribosomal subunit rRNA binding
Source: RefSeq, a predicted model, not a curated record